AUAGAAAGUAGUAGCAGGCAGAUUUAUCCAUCGUGUAUGCAAACUUUUCCACAUCAUUGUAUGGGUACAGGUUUUUGUCCUCCUGAGUAUAAUGGCGUGUUUUUGUCUCCUGUCAGUGACUUAUUAUCGCCCAGUCACGCGUCCCACCCACAGAGAGCUGCGCUGACAGCACUGAGCUCUGCAUAAAUGGGCAGAGGUAGACUGCUGGACACAACUACAAACACUGGACCACGAUUUUUCUCUGUUUUCAGGGGGAUUUUUCGGAAUACCGCCCCUCUUCUCGUUUUACUUUCACUUUUACAUUCAGCCAGCGCGGGACAGAAGAGCCAGUGUCAGGCUUUACGGGACAAACAACAGGACCAUUGUACAUCUGCAGUCAUGGCCGCCAUCAGCAGUGCUAACACAGACUUUGCCUUGGCCCUGCUCCGAACUCUGAGCCAAGCAAACCCCACUGGGAACAUCUUCAUUUCCCCGCUCAGCAUCAGUUCAGCCCUGGCCAUGGUUUACCUGGGAGCUAAAGGAGACACUGCUGCUCAGAUGGCAAAGGCACUCUCGUUCAGCUCUGGUGAAGGCGUGCAUGCAGACUUCCAGACUCUAAACGCUGCCAUCAACUCACCAUCUGCAUCGUACAUCCUUAAACUGGCUAACCGCCUCUAUGGAGAAAAAACAGCCAACUUCCUCCCUGAGUUUCUUGCAGCCACUCAGAAGUUUUACCAGGCAGACCUGAAGGCUGUGGAUUUCCUCGGGGCUCCGGAGGCCUGCAGAACGGAGAUCAACAGCUGGGUGGAGCAGCAGACAGAAGAUAAAAUCAAAGAUCUUCUGAAGCCAGGAACAGUCAGCUCAAUGACCAGGCUGGCUCUGGUUAACGCCAUCUACUUUAAGGGGAACUGGAAGAACCGCUUUGAUGCAGCAGACACCAAAGAGAUGCCCUUUAAAAUCAACAAGAAUGAGAGCAAGCCAGUCCAGAUGAUGUACCAGAUGAAGAAGCUGCCCUACAACUACGUCCCUGAGCUCAGUCUGCAGAUCCUGGAGCUGCCGUACAUUGAUGAGGAGCUCAGCAUGUUCAUCCUGCUGCCUGAGGAGUCUGCUGAUGGCUCUGACCCUCUGGUGAAGCUGGAGAAAGAGAUAACACAUGAGAAGCUGGAUGAAUGGACCAACAGAGACCUCAUGGAUGUCCACUCUGAAGUCGUGGUCCACCUGCCCAGGUUCAAGCUGGAGGAAGACUACGAGCUGAAUGAGCCACUCGCCAAACUGGGCAUGACAGAUGUGUUCAGUGCAAAGGCUGAUCUGUCUGGCAUGAAUGGAGAGGGAGGACUGUUCCUGUCUACGGUGGCCCAUAAGGCCUUUGUGGAGGUGAACGAGGAGGGAACAGAGGCGGCUGCAGCCACAGCAGGCAUGGUAGCAUUCUGCAUGUUGAGGGAGGAACACUUCAAGGCUGACCACCCCUUCCUCUUCUUCAUCAGGCACAAUAAGACCAAGUCCAUCCUCUUCCUUGGCAGGUUGUCAUCUCCUCAGUAGACAAGGCCAGCAGAUGGAGAUGUUGGAGCAAUUCAAAUAAAAAUUUUCAAAAUCCUUGAAGUGAA
This is a messenger RNA of Cheilinus undulatus (humphead wrasse), 1583 nucleotides long. Its product is annotated as leukocyte elastase inhibitor-like. Gene Ontology annotation, biological process: negative regulation of endopeptidase activity. The coding region runs from base 187 to 1518 and encodes 443 amino acids. Gene Ontology annotation, molecular function: serine-type endopeptidase inhibitor activity. The record is from RefSeq and is a predicted model, not a curated record. NCBI's taxonomy places the organism in Eukaryota, Metazoa, Chordata, Actinopteri, Labriformes, Labridae. The transcript has 7 exons.